AUGCCAAUGAUCAUGGACGACGGCAUCAAUGUUGACGAUUUGUUUGGCGAGUCUGCCUCUCUGGAGCUGGGCUUGCCAGCGACCGCCCCUACCUCUAACUCCACCAAAGGUCUUGCUCAGCGCUUAGAUGAGAUGCGACUUUUGGGGUGCUGUCAGAAGAUUGCCUGGUCUAAACAGGGCUGCAUUGCAUAUAUCUCUCAAGAUACAUUGAGAGUGAAUCUUCGUCACCUUGAAUGUCGCCCAUCUGACGGCAAGUGGGUGCUGAGCGAUGACACUCCAUUGCACCCAGUGGCAGAGGCCCAUGGGGGCCAGCCUCUCGUCCAUCUAUGCUGGAAUGAAAUUGGGUCUGAAUUAGCUGUGGUUGACUCGUCUGGACGAGUUUCGAUUUAUAAUAUUGCGAUUUCUCUUAACAGUCUAGCUGGACAACGUCAGGCGGCGUUUGAUCCAGUCGAUGAUGCGACUCAGAUCGUCGGCAUGAUGUGGCUGAACAUUCAACGUUCCGUUCAUGCUUUCAAUGUAGCAGCGAUGGUACAAGGACGCCGGGCAUAUUCGCCAUUUCGACGCCGCCCAAUAGGUCCCUUUCACCCAGCUGGGAAAGCCGCUUUGUUAUGUGUCACCAGAUCUGGCAUCAUUAGGCUCUUGUACCAGAACCCCGACAACAAGUGGGCAGAGAUCUCUGCAGAACUGAAGAACGCGAGCUACUCCGACCGACUUCUUACCCAUGCCGCUAUAGUGGCCACUCAGAAUGGGAUUCUCAUCGCUACUUACUCUGCAUGCCAAAAAAUCUACUUCUAUCGAGUGCAGAUUAACUGGACUCCCCCACAGUGGGAUCCGAGCCAGUUAAAGCAGGCACCAAACCAAUUCCCAGUUCCAAGCUUUCGCUUCAUGCAUUCUAAAGUUGAGGCUCCUUGUAUCAUACCAAGUGCAAGCCGCAACGGGGAAGCAACUAACGAUGGAAUGCCAUCCUCUACCAACCCACUAUAUUGCCUCACCCGCCUGGAUAUAGUCCUCGCCGCACAUGACAAUUCUGCAGGGAUGACUACGAAUCCAUGGAUAAUAGCUGUUUUCUCGAUCCCCCCCCACGCUACUCCUGACCACUCACAGCAACAGAGCCCCUGUAGUGUCAUUGUCCGAUGGCAGUUAGAGUCUGCUCCACAGGUGCUUCACCCAAAGUUUGACGAGGUGAAUGCAAAGAAGAACAAUGCUCAAAUAAAGAGCAGACUGAGCAUGGAAACGUCCUAG
This is a messenger RNA of Aspergillus oryzae RIB40, 1242 nucleotides long. RefSeq lists its product as uncharacterized. The record is from RefSeq and is a predicted model, not a curated record. Bases 1 to 1242 code for a protein of 413 amino acids. Gene Ontology annotation, cellular component: mediator complex. Gene Ontology annotation, molecular function: protein binding. The transcript has 4 exons. Lineage: Eukaryota; Fungi; Ascomycota; Eurotiomycetes; Eurotiales; Aspergillaceae. Gene Ontology annotation, biological process: positive regulation of DNA-templated transcription.